CCUUGCCCUGCAGCUGGAGGGUCAAGCAACCACCCACGUCCCACUGAGCAAAAACAGCAGACACAUGCACAGAGAGGUACAUUCCCUCCGUCUGUGUCACACACACUGUUAGGACCACAUACAGGCAGAGGAACAUAGCUGGGGAACAAGGCAGCAGCUGCACAAGAGGAGUUUGAAGGGAAAUCAGAAGUUUGCUCCAGUAAAGAAGUCACUCCAGCACAGUAAAUUAUUCUGCGUGGACCCACAAGAGGUUGUCUACAGGAUGUGAGUCACACUGCCCUCACAGCUUACACACACAGUGUGUCCAAUGGGUGGGGGGGCCACGAGGCUGUACGCCGCCCUGACUCAGACCCUCAGCAGCAGCUCUCCUCUCGCCCUCCCUUCGUCCCACCUGGACCCGCAUCCUCCCGUGGACACAAACCUGGAUCCAGCUUUCUGCCAGGAGCAGAAGGUGUCCGAUCCAGUGGAGCUGCUUCGACAGUGUGAGGAGGCCCUCGGGGACAGACCACCUCGCUUCCACAGGAAGUUCACUCACAUCAGUGAUGGAGACAGCGCCCCCAGCAGCCCCAUCAGGGUGAUGCAGUGGAACAUACUGGCCCAAGCUCUGGGCGAGGGACUUGACAGUUUUGUCCAGUGUCCCCCGGAGGCCCUCAGGUGGUCCCGCAGGAAGUACCUCAUCUUAGAAGAGAUCCUCACCUACCGACCUCAUAUCCUGUGUCUGCAGGAAGUCGACCACUACUAUGACACCUUACAGCCGGUCCUGGCAGGCCUGGGUUACAGCAGCAACUUCUGCCCUAAACCCUGGUCGCCCUGCCUGGAUGUGGAGGGCAACAACGGCCCCGACGGCUGCGCGCUGUUCUUCGAUCAGUCGCGAUACGAGUUCGUGGACAACGCCAACGUACGGCUCUCUGCUAUGAGAAUUCCAACCAAUCAGGUUGCUGUGGUGAUGAUGCUACGCUGUCGGAGCACAGGGAGAUGCCUGUGCGUGGCCGCGACUCACCUGAAGGCUCGUUCUGGCUGGGAGUGGCUCCGCAGCGCCCAGGGCUCCGACCUCCUGCGACACCUCCAGAAUCUGGUCCAGAAACACGGCAGCGGGCCCACGGGUGCCCCUAACUCUGACAUUCCUCUGCUCGUAUGUGGCGAUUUCAACGCAGUCCCCACUGAGGAGGUGUACCGACGUUUCACAGCGUCGCCACUCGGUUUGGACUCUGCUUAUAAGAAACUCAGCCAGGACGGAUCGACCGAGCCGGUGUACACGACGUGGAAGAUUCGGCCCACAGGGGAAUGCUGCACCACUCUGGACUACAUCUGGUACAGUCAGGACACACUGAGAGUGGACGCAGUUUUGGACAUGCCCACUGAGGAACAGAUUGGGCCAAACAGGCUUCCUUCCUUUAGCUAUCCGUCAGACCACCUCUCUCUGGUUUGUGACUUCAGCUUUAAGGAGAAGGAGUGAAAUGACGUACCGACACACGGGAAGGGACGACGCUGUGGACAGGUCGGAUUCACUGAACGAGGAAGCGCACAGAAGAGACGCCACGUCCAAGUGAAAGGGAGAGGAUGAAGACGGCACGCCGAGAGUUCAUACUGCCAACAUACUAGAGUGACUUAGAAUAAAGUGUUUGUGCUGUA
Molecule: messenger RNA, 1632 nt
Organism: Morone saxatilis (striped sea-bass)
Lineage: Eukaryota; Metazoa; Chordata; Actinopteri; Moronidae
Product: nocturnin-like
Exons: 6
Coding region: 308-1456 (382 amino acids)
Biological process (GO): circadian rhythm
Molecular function (GO): poly(A)-specific ribonuclease activity
Source: RefSeq, a predicted model, not a curated record